AUGUCUAUCAUCCAGCAGCACACGUCUGCCUCGCUUAGCGACGCAUGGCGCACGAUCAACAUCGAUGCCUUGCAGGAGGACUCAAGCCUCAACUUCGACACAUCGACGCUCCAUCCGCCGCUGCCCGAGGUCAGCGAGUCCGAGGUGCGCCAGCUCUCGGGCCAGGUUAGGCAGUUGCUCCGCGGCGGCGACUCAGAGGGGGCGCUGCGGGGGUGCCUCGAGAUGCCGGUAUACAACGGCAGCGAUAUGGUGAAGGAUGCGCAUCUGCAGACUGUCGUCGAGGUCCUGCAGUCGAUCAAGGCGAGCGAGAUGACGCCCAUGCUGCAGCGCAUCUAUGGGUCUCCCGGCGGAAGCGAACUGCUCGAUGUCCUGAUGAAAUACUUGUAUGUUUCUCACAUGGCUAAAGAAGCGGCUUAG
Molecule: messenger RNA, 417 nt
Organism: Phaeoacremonium minimum UCRPA7
Lineage: Eukaryota; Fungi; Ascomycota; Sordariomycetes; Togniniales; Togniniaceae
Product: putative arp2 3 complex subunit protein
Exons: 2
Coding region: 1-417 (138 amino acids)
Biological process (GO): regulation of actin filament polymerization; Arp2/3 complex-mediated actin nucleation
Cellular component (GO): Arp2/3 protein complex; cytoplasm; actin cytoskeleton
Molecular function (GO): actin filament binding
Source: RefSeq, a predicted model, not a curated record